This is a messenger RNA of Scomber scombrus (Atlantic mackerel), 1285 nucleotides long. Its product is annotated as histone-lysine N-methyltransferase SUV39H1-like. The record is from RefSeq and is a predicted model, not a curated record. Lineage: Eukaryota; Metazoa; Chordata; Actinopteri; Scombriformes; Scombridae. Gene Ontology annotation, cellular component: nucleus. The transcript is spliced from 6 exons. The coding region runs from base 19 to 1254 and encodes 411 amino acids. Gene Ontology annotation, molecular function: protein binding; zinc ion binding; histone H3K9 methyltransferase activity.
GGCGGCUGUGGGGAAAACAUGGCGGAAAUUUUAAAAGAUUGCAGUGUGCCCUGUAAGACGUCCUGGGAUGAGCUCCAAGCCCUGUGUCGCAGAGAGAGGCUCUACUGUAAACAGCUGGGGGUGAACAGAGCCAACGUCAACGAGUACGAGGUGGAGUUCCUCUGUGACUACAAGAGGAAUAAGGAGGAUGAAUUCUAUCUGGUCAAAUGGAUAGGCUUCCCAGAGUCAGACAACACCUGGGAACCCAAGAGGAACCUCAAAUGCCCCAAACUGAUGAAGCAGUUCCACAUUGACCUGGAAAAGGAGCUGCGGCGCCACAAGAGACGCUGCGUCCCUAAAAAGCUGGACAAGGAAGUCUCGUCCUUCAUGGUUCAGAAAGCCAAACUGCGUAUGAGCCUGCAACGCUGGGAGGCCCAUUUAAACUUCACCCGCAACCACCCCGGUCGCAUCUUCGUUCAGAACGAAGUGGACCUCGAGGGCCCGCCGAAAAACUUCACCUACAUCAACAAUUACAAAGUAGGCCAGGGCAUCGUAUUAGAUGAGAUGGCCGUAGGUUGCGAGUGCAAGAACUGUCUCAAGGAGCCGGUGAACGGCUGCUGCCCCGGGGCCUCCCUGCACCGCAUGGCCUACAACGACCGGGGCCAGGUCCGGGUAAAGCCGGGAGAACCUAUAUACGAGUGUAACUCCCAAUGCAGCUGUAACACCGACUGUCCCAACAGAGUGGUGCAGAAGGGCAUCCAGUUUGACCUGUGCAUCUUUAAGACAGAGAACGGCCGGGGGUGGGGCGUCCGCACACUGCAGCACAUCAAGAAGAACACAUUCGUCAUGGAGUACGUGGGCGAGAUCAUCACAACAGAUGAAGCAGAAAGGAGGGGCCACGUGUACGACCGCCAAGGCUCCACAUACCUAUUUGACCUGGACUAUGUGGAGGACGUAUACACAGUGGAUGCAGCGCACCAAGGCAACAUCUCUCACUUUGUCAACCACAGUUGUAACCCCAACCUGCAGGUAUUCAACGUGUUCAUUGACAACAUUGACGAGAGGCUCCCGAGAAUUGCUUUGUUUUCAACACGGGCCAUUCACGUGGGAGAGGAGCUCACCUUCGACUACAAGAUGCAAAUUGAUCCAUUUGACACAGAAAGCACCAAAAUGGACUCCAGUUUCAGUUUAGCGGGACUCCCCAGCUCUCCGAAGAAGAGAAUUCGAGUGGAGUGCCGAUGCGGAUCGGACUCGUGUAGAAAGUACCUGUUCUGACACGGUACUGCUGGUAACAGAACACUGUCAU